This is a messenger RNA of Rhododendron vialii, 2194 nucleotides long. RefSeq names its product protein NRT1/ PTR FAMILY 7.3-like. Gene Ontology annotation, biological process: transmembrane transport. The transcript is spliced from 6 exons. The record is from RefSeq and is a predicted model, not a curated record. Gene Ontology annotation, cellular component: membrane. Bases 129 to 1925 code for a protein of 598 amino acids. Gene Ontology annotation, molecular function: transmembrane transporter activity. NCBI's taxonomy places the organism in Eukaryota, Viridiplantae, Streptophyta, Magnoliopsida, Ericales, Ericaceae.
UCUCCACCUCUCUUUAUCACUUCUCUUGCGCGCAUAGCUCAAAAUAUUUCUCCUCCUCUCUCCUUGUCUCUCCAUUUGUCUUGCAUUGUGAUCCUUUUUUUUUUGAGUGUGUGUGUGAGACAGCACCAAUGGCUUGCUUAAAGCUGGCGAUCAUUGACAUGAAGAAAAACAUCAAGGAAGAAGAGACUAGCACACUUGAUGGGACCGUUGAUCGACAUGGUCGCCCUGCAAUCCGACGGAGAACUGGAACAUGGUUUGCUGGAAUUCUAAUACUAGUUAACCAAGGGCUUGCUACACUGGCAUUCUUUGGGGUUGGUGUCAACUUGGUGCUGUUUCUUACAAGAGUGAUUGGCCAAGACAAUGCUGAGGCUGCAAAUAGUGUUAGCAAAUGGACUGGCACUGUCUACAUCUUCUCCCUCCUUGGUGCUUUCCUUAGUGACUCGUACUGGGGACGAUACAAAACUUGUGCCAUUUUUCAGGCCAUCUUUGUCGUUGGUUUGGUAUCACUAUCACUUUCAUCCUAUAUUUUCUUAGUCAAACCUGCUGGUUGUGGGAAUGAACAAACUCCAUGUGGGUCCCACUCGAGCGCCCAACUCGGACUGUUCUACCUAUCAAUUUACCUAAUUGCCCUUGGAAAUGGAGGGUACCAACCCAACAUUGCAACAUUUGGAGCAGAUCAAUUUGAUGAAGAGGACUCCAAGGAAGGGCACUACAAGGUGGCCUUCUUCAGCUACUUCUACUUGGCCUUGAACCUUGGCUCCCUAUUUUCAAACACCAUUCUGGUCUAUUUUGAAGACAAAGGCAUGUGGGCCCUGGGCUUUUGGGCAUCUGCUGGGUCUGCCACCUUGGCUCUGGUCUUGUUUCUUGUGGGGACCCCUAGGUACAGGCAUUUCACUCCUAGGGGGAAUCCUCUCUCUAGAUUCUGUCAAGUGGUGGUGGCUGCAGCAAGGAAAUGGAAGGUUGAGGUGCCACAAAGUGGAGAGGAUCUAUUUGAAGUGAGUGGAAAGGAAUGUUCAAACAAUGGGGGCAGAAAAAUUCUCCACACCCAUGGAUUCAAAUUCUUGGAUAGAGCAGCAAUUAUCACAUCAAAGGAGUGCACUAUGCAAGCCAAGGAAUGUCACAAUCCUUGGAGGAUUUGCCCAGUGACACAAGUUGAAGAAGUGAAAUGCGUACUUAGACUCCUACCAAUUUGGCUCUGCACAAUUCUGUAUUCAGUAGUCUUCACCCAAAUGGCCUCUCUCUUUGUGGAGCAAGGUGCAGCAAUGAAAACUAAAAUUUCGAGCUUCCACAUUCCUCCGGCGAGCAUGUCCAGCUUCGACAUCCUCAGCGUUGCGGCUUUCAUCUUCGUUUACAGGCGAGUUCUGGACCCUCUGGUUACCAGACUACGAAAGUCGAGCCCUAGAGGCCUCACCGAGCUUCAAAGAAUGGGGAUCGGUCUAAUCAUAGCGAUAUUGGCUAUGGUUGCAGCAGGGACAGUGGAGCAUUUCAGGCUAAAACACCCGCAAAAGACUUGCACCAACUGUGAUGGUUCGAGUUCCUUGAGCAUUUUCUGGCAAGUCCCACAAUACGUACUCAUUGGAGCAUCCGAGGUUUUCAUGUACGUCGGGCAGCUGGAGUUCUUCAAUGCGCAGGCGCCGGAUGGAUUGAAGAGCUUCGGGAGUGCACUAUGCAUGACUUCAAUUUCACUGGGGAACUAUGUGAGUAGUUUGCUGGUGAGCGUAGUGAUGAAGAUCUCAACUACAGAUGAGAUGCCCGGUUGGAUCCCGGGCAACCUUAACAGAGGCCAUUUGGACAAUUUCUACUUCCUCUUGGCAGCCUUGACAACAGCUGAUCUUGUGGUCUAUGUUAUAUGCGCAAGAUGGUACAAGUAUAUCAAGUUUGAAGGUAUCAAUAGUGAAGACAACAAUGGAGAAUUCAGGGUGUAGCUAUUGGGGCUCAUACAUAUGCUUUUGAUUGUGAAUGAGUGUUAAAAAAAAAUAAAUGGGGAAGGGAGAGAGAGAGUACUUAGCAAUGAAACCUUGCGAUGAAACUAGAGAAUUGAUGCUGUGUUCAUGCCUCUACGUUGAGCAUGGAGUUGUUGUAAACUAAAGAAAGGGCAAUAUUAGCCUAUGUGUUUGUACAUGGAGCUUCUGGUAUCACUAUCAAUAAAACCAAUGUUGAAUAUCCGAUUUGUAUAAGAAAUCUGUCUUAUAAA